This is a messenger RNA of Oikopleura dioica, 642 nucleotides long. The record is from the annotation of a GenBank genome assembly. Lineage: Eukaryota; Metazoa; Chordata; Appendicularia; Copelata; Oikopleuridae.
AUGGGAGACGAAGAUUCGAACAGAAGAUCCAGAUUAACAGUUUUACAGAAACUCUGGGCCGGAAUAAUUUUCGGGAUGCCUGGAGCCAUUAUUACAGCACCCUUUUACACAAGGGCUUUUGCUCCAGUAAGUUCUUAUCCUCGGGAACAGAUCCAAACAGCUGCCGGUCCCAUUUCGCAUACGAUCAUUCCAACAAUGUCUGAUUAUUUCUCAAACAAAGAAAGCAAGAGAAAAGAAUUCGAGCGAAAUUUCAAGCGCGCAUACGCCAUCGAAUACUACAACCAAGAGACCAGAGACAUGGAGAAAAAGUUCCGCUGGCGAAUGGAAAUGCUGACAAAGGAGCGAUUUCUGGACACUCAAAAUUUUGAGCAACUUCGAUUACCGAUCCUAAUGUGUCUUUUAUAUUCCGUACUUUGGGUAUUUAUCUACUCUAGAAUUUCAUCUAUGGUUACGAAGACUCAGAGUAAGAAUAUUCUUUUCAAGAGAGGACUCAGUCCUUCUGGCAAUCCUUUUUAUACAAGCAUUGGUUCUGCUAAACAGCAAUGGUUCAAAGCCUAUCGUUACAACAUUUUGGUAACAAAAGGAUUCGGGUUUAUGGUUGGUUUUUUCGUUGGAGUGUUAGUUGUAUUCCCUCCUUUUUAA